This is a messenger RNA of Thecamonas trahens ATCC 50062, 6089 nucleotides long. RefSeq lists its product as uncharacterized. The coding region runs from base 82 to 6000 and encodes 1972 amino acids. The transcript has a single exon. Gene Ontology annotation, molecular function: protein binding. The record is from RefSeq and is a predicted model, not a curated record. NCBI's taxonomy places the organism in Eukaryota, Apusomonadida, Apusomonadidae.
GCCACUCCGCCGCGGUAGUGGCGGUAUUGGCAAUGGUGGGUGGAGUUACUUGUCUACGCUCUGGUGCGGUUCGGGUUGUACAUGGAGAGCUCUAUCAGUAGGGUGUCUUCGGCCAACUCAAGAACAACAUGCUCGGACUCGUCGGUGGAUACAUCACUUUUGUCGGAACUCGAUGAUGCGCACAGGGCUCUGCUGGGUGGCGGUGACGAUGGUGCUUCGUCAUCCGGAGCUCGACUCUUUGCUCGACUUGAAACGUUUGCCUUCAAUGCACUCUUUGCCAUCGUCUCCCGCUCGUCGUCGACGGCCAUCUUCUCCAUCCUCGUCCUCAUUAUCGAGUUUGGCCAGCUAGCAGCCUUUGCCUUUUCACCAGUCUUUGAGUGGGGACCAUGGGCCGAGGUCUCUCUCCAGCCGCUGCUCUCGGCUGUCUCGUUGAGGGUGGUGUUCUCUUCCUUUGCUGCCUUUCGUGUCGUCAAUCUCGUAGUCUACACCGCGCUCAUCUGCGCCGGGCUCGAUGCGGCGUAUGUAGGCCUCGCGCUUCGUGACCACUCGCGGUCCAAGGUCUGGCCGCUGCGGCUGCUGCGGUACGCCGUCGGCUUUGCUGUCACCGUUCUCUACAUUCCGAUCAUGAGCGUGCUGCUCACGCCGCUCGCCUGCGACUACGAGGCAUCGCCGGCGGUCCUCCGCGACUACCCGUCCGUCGCGUGCUGGGAUGCCGAGGUAUCGGUCUAUCGCAUAGUCUCGGGCCUCUUUGCGCUGAUUUUUCUCGUCGCCACGGCCGCUCUCUCGCUGGUGUACUUUCAGGACGCGCCCGACGCACCACACUUGCUUGCGCGGCCGCACGCGCGGGUCGAUUGCGCCACCCACGUGGUCAAGACCGUUCUGCUGUUCGCCUUUGCCACAGCGGCCCAUCAUCCCGGCCUGCUUGCCGCUAUAUUCAGCCUCUCGAUGUUUGCCAUCUUUGUGCUGCAAGUUCUCUUCAUGGCGUUGUACCGGCUACGGCUGCAGUUGGCACGGACAGGCGGAUUUUUGACACUCACCUGGCUGGGUGCGAUGGCGCUUGCCACGGUCUCGGCCAACGGAAGACCGAGCGACGACGGCUCGGGAUCCGGCGGCAACAGCGUGUUUGUGACGGCAGCGGCGCUUGGGCCGAUUGUGCUGCUGGCAGGCGGUAUGCUGGCGUACCUGCGGCUGGCGCGGCUGCGGCGUGCCAACUCGACGAACGCGAUCGGCGCUGAAGCAAGCGCGACGCCGCCAUCCGAGCCGGUGUACCACUUCUGGCUGGCAACCGACGUCGAGCUUGUGGUUCGCGAGCAUUUGGCGAGCGGCAACGUCGACGCCGCCAACGCCGUCUUCCGCGCCGGCUUUGAGCAGUUUCCUAACUCGGUCUUUGUGGUUCUUUGCUACGUGCGGUUCCUUGCGAGCGUAGGCAACACCGCGAUGGCGCACGCGUACCUCGACAAGUCUCUCAAGCUCCCAGCGUGGGUCGACCUCCGGUUCUCGCGAUACCGCAAGAUGCGCGAGGUGGAGCAGGCGCAGCUCGCGCGAGGGCUAACGACAGGCUCGAUGGACCUCGUCUCGUACGUACAGUUUGAGAGCAUGCUGCGGACGGCCAAGAUGCACCACAACUCGGCGCUGCGGGCGGUAGGUACGUUCUGGCGGACGCUAAUGCGAUCAGACCGAGCGUUCCUAGAGCGGUCGGCCAAGCUCAUUGCGCGGAUCGACGAGUCGGAGCGAACCGCCAACAACUACUACCGCCAACUGGUCCGCAAGUAUCCGACCGCGCCAGGCCUGCUGGCAGGAUAUGCCAACUUUCUGGACGAGGUCUCCAACAAGCCGGUCCUCGCGGCGCGCUUUCUGGCCAAGGCCAAGCGGCUCGAAGACCUGACCGCCGAGGUUGACGGCGAGCAGCCUGUAGCCGGCGAAGCACUGGCUAUGAUCAACGGCGCCGUCGACGCGCUCAUCACCCUUGCCGACGACGGCACAGUCGUUUCGGCAAACGCUCACGCACGCAAGCUCUUGGGUCACACCACGGCGUCCUGCCGCGAGGAGCUACUCCGCAAGCCGUUUGGCGCGGUGCUCCUUGCUGGCCCUCUCAGCAAGUCUGCCGACGCGCUGCUGGAGAAAGCAGCCGAAUCGGAUGCGGUGCCGAUGAGGCUCAAUAUCAAGCGGUGGAAACGUGACGCACUCUCGGCGCUGGUAACCUUUGCGCGCGUUCCACAUGCGACCAGCAGUCAGAUCAUGAUGAUUGUGCGGCCGGUGCCACCGGCGGACGCGAGCGUCACGCUUUACUGCGCGCGGUCGGGAGUGGUCGUCGAUGUUGUUGGUCCCGUCGAGCACAUGAACGGAGUGCGGCCCGAGACGCUCGCCGGGCAGGCGCUUACAGACGUGCUCGCCGGGCCGGUCUCUGACGUGCUCGGCUGGUUGGCGCGGGCUGCACCGGGCGGACCCGACGCCGAGCUCAUUCCGGAGACCGCAAGCGUUCACACCCGGAGUGGCACGGCGCGUCAGGUUGUUGUUUCGGGCAUGUAUGCGUUUGGUCGCGGCCCGCUUGCGAUUGGCGCGGUCCUGCUGGAGCCGCUCGACGCGCAUGCCAUGGAACUCACUGUCUCGCCCCUGGGGCAGAUCCUGGCGUGUCCUUCGGCAUCGGCCAGUGCGCUGUUUGGCCGCACCGAGGCCGAGCUCCUCGGCCAGAGACUCGACACCGUGUUUGCGCUCCCUGAUAAUGUCGAGACAGCCACCGUGGCGGCAACGAUUGCGGCUGCGACGGAAAGGCGGGCGGAGCGGGUAUUUGAGGCGGCAGGCGCGGCGAGCCAUGCUCCGGUCGAGUGCUGGGUUGUCGACGACGAAGAGCUCCUGGCGAUGAAACAGAUGGCGGCACGCAGCCUGUCGGGUGCGCCACUUCCAAUGCUUCCGGCGAGCGAUCAUGCUGGGCCUGGCGAGGGCUUGGCGCUACUCAAGUCGCAUCAGCAUCCGCGGUCACACAGCUCGACCUGCUUUCUUGUUGUUGCGUCCGAGGUGACGAGCGGAACGGUCAAGCUCGCACUGCUCCCACUUACGGCGCCGCGGGUAGGAAUCGGGCGUGGACGAUUGGGCGGCAGCCCUCGAAGUAUUGGAUCAAUAACGCGACGCAAGUCAGCGCGGACCGAUUCAAUUGCCGGCCUCCUCUCGCCGUUUGAGUCAUUUGAUUCGGGCACGACCGGCAAGCACGUUCUGCGGCGCGGUGGUUCGCAAGGGAGCGAGCUGUCUGCAAGGAGCAAGGGUGCGAGCAAGGGUGCGAGCAAGGGUGCGAGCAAGUCGUCGUUGACCAGUUUUGAUGCCGUUGACGAACGGGCUUCCGACGGCGCGCCGUCGCUUGUCUCAGCGACCGAGCAGCGGAUGGUAGCGUCGAGCCGUGGGCGGCUGCUGAGCCGGCGGCGGGCGGCGCGCAACGAGUCGGAUGUGGCGAUUGCGCUGCGCGCGCUGCGGGGCAAGACGACGGCGUCGAUCACGCGGCUGCAGCGGCGGCUGUGUGCGUUCACCAUUGUGGUUGCCGCACUCUGCAUUGCCGUGUACAUAGCGUCGGUCAUGCUCCUGGCCGAGGCCGAGCUCAAGCCGCCGCGGGCCGAGUGGGCGGCGUUGCGGCUACAGUCGAUGUCGCGGACAGUGUCGGCGAUCCAGUCGCUGCAUGUUCUGGAGCGGGGACUUGCGGUGCGUUACGCGACCGAGGCCAAUGCAUCGAGUGUGUGGCGCGCGAUGGUACCGCGGCUGAAGGAGCUCAACGCGCUGAUGACGUUUGAUACGGCGUUUGUGGACAACUCGCCCCGGUCGCUGGCCACCCUCACGAAGCGGAUUGCGACGGCUACAGCAAACAUGCGGUAUUACCACGGGCGACUGGCGGACACGUCGGGACUGUACGAUCCCGGCGCGCGGCUGGACAAGCUCAACGGUGGCGCGCCGCAAGUUGCGAUCUACCACUUUGACGGCGUCGAUGCCAUGUUUGAGUCUUUUCCAGCAGCACCAAAGCGCAAGCUCAGGAUGACUGCCGGUGGGUACAACUUGGACGAAGCCAUUGAGCUGUUUGCAGACGUGGCAGAGCGUUACUUGACGGUCGUGAGCGCAAGGAUCGAGUCUGGCGACUACGCAGUGCGUAAUACCAGCAGCGCUGCAGCUGCUGAUGCGAGCGACUACGAGCUGGAGGACGGGAUCGGGACGAGCGACAUGGCCAUGUUUGUGAUGUUCAACGGGCGCAAGUCGCUGCGGCGGGCGUUCGAGCACGCGCUUAGUCUGGAGGAUCGCAUGGUGGAGGGAUCGAUGCAGCAGUCGACUGUGGUGGUGUGCUCACUCACCGGUCUCCUUGUUGGUCUCCAUCUGGUGGUCAUCGGCGUGGUGGUGUUUCCGGCGUUCAGGCAGACCUCGUUGCGGCGGAGGCGGACGGUUGCGGUCUUCCUCGCCAUGCCCAAGUCUGCUGUGUCGAUACUGGUCCGGGAGAGUCGCCGAUCACGGGCGCAGACCGAUGUUAGCGCCGAGACCGAGGUCGACGAUGUUAUCGAUGAGGACUCGUCGUCGUCGGAGCUGAGUAUGAUCUUGUCCGCGAGUUGCUCUGCUGAUGACAGCACAGCGUCAAGCGAGGAGAGUAGUGACGAGCAAUGUGUCGACACCGUGCCGAACGUGGCGGUGCAGGCGGCGUCGCCGGCAAGCUGGGCGCUUCCAUCGCCAAGCCUCAUUUCCACCCCACCGCCGCUUGUGGCGGUACCGGUGCCGAUGUCGCCGCUGUCGCAAGUGUCUUCGGCAUCGCUUGAAGCCUCGUCUGAUAGCCGCAAGGUUGUGACGAGGACCGAUUCGUCGUCGUCAGGCUUAUCGGACUCUGGGGCCAAGGUGGGCACGUCAUCGUCGUCGUCGACGCUGUCUGCGUCUAGUACGAGCGGAUCGGAGCAGGAUGAGCUCCAUGAAGAUGUGCGCGAGAAGCGGCGGGUCGGGUUCCGACCAGAUGUAGUUGUGGUGGAUGCAACUGCGCGUCCGCUUGCCUCGCGUGAGAGAUCUGACGCUAGCGAGGUCGAGGCCGAGCGGCGGAAGACAAAGCGAAAGGGCAAGAGCGUGGUCGAGCUUGCGGCGAAAACGGCCGGGCGUGACAGUGUCGAAACGCGACAGCGCUUGGUGCUGGGGGCGAUGGUGGGACUGGUCAUUGUUCUCGGCUUCUCGCUCGUCUCGCUUGUGGAGCUGCAGUACAUGGCGAACGUGUCGACGGCGACGGCGCGCGGCGGGCUGCGGCUCGCGCUCAGCGAGGACGUGCGCGACUUUGCGAUCGAGCUCAUGCUGGAGGACGAUGUUGUCCUUGACCAGUUUUCGAGUGUGAUACUUCCAUUCGACGUCCUUCCGUGGGUUGAGAUGGUGGCGCUGCCGCUGCCUGAGUCGGUGUGGAUGUCACUCGGAGACGAACAAGCGUCGACGCGUGAGCUGCUCGAGGGUGCGCUGGAUCGGUUCCGGACAGUUGAGCAGUAUCUUCACCUUAACCGACACAACAGCUUCAAAAUUCCGGAGCAGAGCUGGUUGCAGGCACCCGGGACAUGCCUGCGGCGCAAUGCAUCGCUCUGUCGCAGCGAAGGCGAGCUGCUCUACACCGUGACGUCGCAGGGACUGGGCCAGCUUGUGCUCGAGUACAUCAAGCGCGGGCGGGCUGUUGCGCGUGCGCGGCCAGAGGCGCUAACCCCUGAGCUGCGGCCGCUAUGGGAGAUCGAGGACCUGUACGACAAGGAGAUGCUCGAUGGGCUGCGGCUCUCGACAGCGCUAUACGUCGACUCGGUCGGGCGGCGCGGGCUGUGGCGGCAGCUCCCGUUGAUUGCGCUCGUAGCGCAGCUUGUCAUUUUCCUUGCCUUUCUCCUCGGCGUCAUCGUUCCGCUCGUCCGCACUCUUCAUGCCCACAAUCGGCGGACCAUGUUCAUGCUUGGCCUUAUUCCGCAUGAUGUGGUGCAGAGCGUGGAGAGCGUGUCUGUGUUUUUCGAGAUGGAUGCCACCAUGGUGUAACCGCAGCCAUUGCCCUGUGCUGGGAGAUGAGUGGCAUAGUGCGUACCCAUGAUGAACAUACACGAUUAACAUGAUGGGCAUACAUGAAA